This is a messenger RNA of Abrus precatorius (Indian licorice), 1162 nucleotides long. Its product is annotated as mitotic spindle checkpoint protein BUBR1. The record is from RefSeq and is a predicted model, not a curated record. The transcript has 11 exons. Gene Ontology annotation, biological process: meiotic sister chromatid cohesion, centromeric; mitotic spindle assembly checkpoint signaling. Gene Ontology annotation, molecular function: protein kinase activity. The coding region runs from base 1 to 1143 and encodes 380 amino acids. NCBI's taxonomy places the organism in Eukaryota, Viridiplantae, Streptophyta, Magnoliopsida, Fabales, Fabaceae.
AUGGCGGAGAGUGAGAUCCAGAAGAUAGACCUAGAGACAGAGUUUCUGGCGUCGAAGAGAGAGAGCGGGAACGAGUGGGAAACCUUCAAGGAGAACGUGAGGCCACUGAAGAGAGGCCGAAACGUGAACGUUUUGAACCACGCUCUCAAGUCUCACACCGACAACAACCUCAAGAAAUCGCUCCUUCAGCAUCGAAGGAAACUUAUUGAAGCCAUCGACGAAUACCAAGGUGAUGACCCUCUUCUCCCGUGGCUACAGUGUAUCAAGUGGAUUCAAGAGGCGUUUCCUCCGGGAGGAGACAGUUCGGGGUUGGUGGUGAUUUACGAGCAGUGUGUGCGUGCUUUUUGGCACUCGGAACGCUAUAAGGAUGAUUUGCGCUACCUCAAAGUGUGGCUUGAAUAUGCAGAUAAUUGCUUUGAUGCAGACGUUAUAUAUGCUUUUCUGGAUGCAAAUGGAAUAGGAAAAACUCAUUCUGAUUUCUACAUUUCAUAUGCAUUGCUUUUGGAAUCUAAGAACAAGUUUAAAGCUGCCAACCAGACAUUCGAGCUUGGAAUAUCCAGGAAUGCUCAACCGGCUGAUAAAUUGAAGGCUGCUUAUAGAAAAUUUUUUGCACGCUCAAUGACAAGGCCAAAAUCUAUAGAUGACUCAUUGGAAAAACUGGCACCUGUGCGUAGCUUUGGAACUGUUCUUGCCAAGGGAGAAAAUCGUGCUCCUCUGACCUCUUUAAACUGUGAUCCUUCUGCCAAGAAUGAUAGGACUCGGGCAGCUCCACUUUCCAUUUAUAAAGAUUCAGUUGGCACUGGAGAUACCAGCCCUCAUCAUCCAGACCUGUCACACUCUUGGCUCAAACUUGGAGCUCAUGCUGACAGAAACAAAGAAAACAACGCAGUUCCUGGAAAAUGGAAAUCCUACAAGAUUCCACAGCGACCUGGGACUAGAACUGAAGGAUCUACUGCAAGUGCUUGCAUCCCAGUGUUUGUUGAUGAAGAAUGUCAUGAUUCACAAAGUUUGAAAUCAGCCGAGGGUUGCAAGUCCUCAACUUUGAAGAUUAGGGAAGACGAAGACAAGGACUUGAAAAGGGAAACAGAGCUACUAAGGAAGAACCCAUUACGCAACUUUCCUCGAAACAGCCUUCCCAGAUAAUUCAAACAGCGUCAAAACA